Molecule: messenger RNA, 1086 nt
Organism: Lodderomyces parapsilosis
Lineage: Eukaryota; Fungi; Ascomycota; Pichiomycetes; Serinales; Debaryomycetaceae
Gene: AGE3
Product: Age3p
Exons: 1
Coding region: 1-1086 (361 amino acids)
Biological process (GO): regulation of ARF protein signal transduction; regulation of endocytosis
Cellular component (GO): Golgi membrane
Molecular function (GO): GTPase activator activity
Source: RefSeq, a predicted model, not a curated record
AUGUCAGUAGAUCCGGAUUCACGCAGGAAGUUGUUGAGCUUGCAAAAAGUUGGUGAAAACAAGAAAUGUUUUGAUUGUGGUGCACCUAACCCACAAUGGGCGUCGCCUAAAUUUGGCGCAUUUAUUUGUUUAGAAUGUGCUGGUAUACACAGAGGAUUGGGAGUUCAUAUAUCAUUUGUACGAUCAAUAACCAUGGAUCAAUUCAAACCGGAAGAGACGUUGCGAAUGGAAAUUGGUGGUAAUGAACGAUUGAGGAAGUACUUUGAAGAAAAUGGCGUUGAUUUGAGCUUGCCUGCCAAACAAAAAUUUGACAAUUAUGUGGCUGAAGACUAUAAGGAGAUGUUAACUUGUGAAGUUGAAGGAAGGGAGUUUGUGGCAAAGGAUCAUUCGGGUGAGAAAUUACCAGAUAAGGAUAGUAUUAGUUCGACGACGGCUACAACGACGACAUCUACUCGUGCCAAUCCUGCAUUAACCGAUGAACAAAAAAUCAAGAACGAAUCAUAUUUUGCUUCUUUAGGAGCCAAAAAUGAAUCAAGACCAGACCAUCUUCCGCCAUCACAAGGAGGCAAAUAUGCUGGUUUUGGCAAUAUUCCAGCACCUGCAUCCAAUGGUACGUCUGCAGGUGGAUCAUCAUUUUCCAAUUUCACAGUUGAUAAUUUCCAAAAGGACCCAUUGGGAACUUUCACAAAGGGAUGGGGUCUUUUUUCGUCGACCGUGGCCAAGUCAGUUCAGGAAGUAAAUCAAAGUGUUAUUCAACCAAGUUUGAGUCAGUUACAGCAAAGCGAAUUCAGCGCUGAAGCCAAAAAGGCAAUGGCUCAAUUUGGACAAAAGAUGCAAGAAACUGGUAAAUAUGGACAGGAAACUUUCCAAACUUUUACCAAGGAAGUGAAUGAAAAUGGACUAAACAAGACUAUUGAUCAUCGAUUUAAUGGAUUAUGGGCCAAAUCAAACAAGGGUGGUGACGGUGAUGAUGACGUUCCAGUUGCGUUUGGUUAUAAAAAGUCCGAGGAUGGCGUAAAGUAUGAGAGUUUAUCAGGAGGUUCCAAUUCGAAAUCACACGAUGAUGAUAAAUGGGAUGACUUUUAG